Messenger RNA from Rhododendron vialii, 1459 nucleotides. RefSeq names its product serine/threonine-protein kinase D6PKL2-like. Lineage: Eukaryota; Viridiplantae; Streptophyta; Magnoliopsida; Ericales; Ericaceae. Gene Ontology annotation, molecular function: protein serine/threonine kinase activity; ATP binding. The transcript is spliced from 2 exons. The coding region runs from base 10 to 1335 and encodes 441 amino acids. The record is from RefSeq and is a predicted model, not a curated record. Gene Ontology annotation, biological process: protein phosphorylation. Gene Ontology annotation, cellular component: cytoplasm; nucleus; plasma membrane.
GCCACCGCCAUGCAACUGUGUGUAGAUGACGUGGCCGAUGAACUCGACGCCCUAAGCUUCAAGUCCACUGUCACCACCGCCAGCGGCGGCUCCGAGACCGCCAAUUGGGCUGCCCCUGCCAACCUGACACUAUCAUCUACCAAGCCCCACGUGAAAUCCGGCGACCCGUGUUGGGACGCCAUCCGCCGCGCCCGGUCUGCCGACCCGAGCCUCGGCGGGCUGAGGGUAAUCCGGCAGCUCGGGAGCGGGGACAUCGGGAGCGUGUACCAAGUGGAGCUAAAGUGCGCCAGAGGGUCUGAUUUCGCAGCAAAAGUGAUGGAUAAGAAAGAGCUAGAAGGGAGGGACAAAGAGAGAAGAGCGAGGACAGAGAGGGGAAUACUGGAGUUGUUGGACCAUCCGUUUUUGCCCACGCUUUACGCCACACUGGACUCACCCAGGUGGUGUUGCUUGUUGACUGAGUUUUGUCCUGGCGGCGACCUCCACAUUCUCCGGGAACGACAGCCAGAGAAAAGGUUUGAUGCCGCCUCCGUCCGGUUCUAUGCAUCAGAAGUGGUGGUUGCCCUAGAAUACCUCCACAUGUUGGGGAUAGUCUACCGCGAUCUCAAGCCCGAAAACAUACUUGUAAGAGCAGAUGGUCACAUCAUGUUGACCGAUUUCGACCUCUGCCUAAGUUCAACAUCAAUGGCCCAGAUUGUCUCUGAUCAUCAGCACAAGCAAAUCCCGCGCUUGUCAAGCGAUCGUGGUUCCAUCGAUCCUUCCUCUGCAAAUUCAGAUUGCAUGCCGCCCAGUUGCAUCGCCCCUGCCGUCUCGUGGUUCCGUCCGAAACGCAAGCGCCAUCGGAGCUGGCCGGGUCCUCGUGGGAGCCAGCAGCUUGCCAUAGUGGCGGAGCCAAUGGACGCCCGGUCGAUGUCGUUCGUCGGGACCUACGAGUAUUUAGCACCGGAGAUCAUACUCGGGGAGGGGCAUGGUAGCGCAGUGGAUUGGUGGACCUUGGGGAUAUUCAUUUUUGAAUUCUUCUAUGGCGUGACGCCGUUUAAGGGUACGGACCACGAGCAUACCCUAGCAAACAUUGUGGCUCGAGCGCUCAAAUUCCCUAAGAAGCCACCCUUGGCCGAACCGGCCAAGGACUUGAUCACACGGCUGUUGAUCAAGGACCCCAAGAAACGAAUGGGGUCCACAAUGGGAGCCACGGCGAUCAAGUGCCACCCGUUCUUCGAUGGGGUAAAUUGGGCACUUUUGAGAGGUGUGACGCCGCCGUUCCUUCCACGGCCGAUAGCUUAUCAAAAAUCUGUUGCCGGAGAUGAUUUUCCCGAUGCUUCAAUUGAGUACUACUAGCUCUAUAGUUGCAACUAAGUUUACAUGGCCAAGAUGUAAUAAAAUGUGUGACACUUUAAUAAUUCAUGCAUACAUACGAGAGGUCAAGUAUUUUUUUUCCCAAUGUAAUAGGUACUGAAAUAAA